CGCGAAAAGUAAUGAUUAUUUCUGUCCGCGGGCGUUUAGUUCCGCAUACUCCCGCGGUGGCGCUGUGCACGGGACUCCGACCGCGAAUACGUACCUCGUUAUAUGGAUUUUAAAACGUAUUAAGACUAUUGUAAAUUGAUAAAUUGCGUGUUAAAAUAUAUCGGAGUGAAAUCUUAACAAACCGUGUUGCGUGGCUGUGCGUUAAAUACAUAAGUCGUUGUGUCUGGGCGUAUCGCGAUGCUGGGUCGCUCGGCCCGUGUCGUCCAUUAGAAACGAUUUUCCAGGGGCAGUGGAGGGUGUGCGAGAUAAAACGGAAAAUUCCCCAGUGCGCUAGGAGUAGUGUGCAGGCUAGAUGUGGUGGGUCCGAUGAGUGUUGUUGCAACAUGUACGAGUGCACGAGUGUAUCGACCGCGCCGACACCACGGCUGGCUGUUUUCCAAAGUCGCGUCGUGCGCGCUCGCCCGACUCUACACGCUUAACGAGAUAAUCGCAAACGAUUUCGCACUGAACUCUGGUUUAAACUAUUGUUAUGAGUGUUAGCACGCACAAUGUCCGCUGUUCCGACCGCUCAGUGCGGCCAUAUCAUCUAGAAACAAAACGAGCCCACUAAAUGGCGUUUGGGAAGAUUCUCACUGUGCUGGUCGUGGUAGCCAUCGUACUUGGCGACCAUGAGGUCGAAAAAGAGAAUAAAACAAAGAAAACCGUGGAGGCGGAGACGCAACAGAAGUAUAGGAGUGCAAAUCCGGGGAAGGAGCGAGGUUCUUUCCACAAGCUCACCAGUCUCAUGAACAGGACGGAUGAUAGACGGCAGUCGCGGAGGGGCGACAAGACGUUAGCCGUCGACAAGCUGCUGCGGCUCAACCAGAAGAACAAGUACAACGCCAUGCUGAACGACAACGAAGGAGCCAUCGCGAUCAACCAGAAGACCUUCACGGACAACGAGACCGUCUCCCUCAACGAGAAGAUGAAGAUAUUACGGCCAAAUGGGCCAAUGUACGAGGCUGUUAAUAAGAACCCCUAUAUUUCUCAAGCUACGGGGGUUUACUGUAACUUUGAGAAGAAUGGCACGGAGAAUCCUGCGAAUAUGUGCAUGUGGCAGUGGAAUUCCACGGUAUCCAGCCACGGGUUGGGCUUCAAGGUGGUGACGGCUGCUGAUGUGGUCUCCAUGAACCAGACUACUAGAGGCAUGAAGUUCUCAGGACCUGCGCAUGAUGCUGACGGCAAUGUGGACGGUCAUUUCCUGUACCUGGCCGUGGAUCCUACGAUGGAGAACAUGGUGAUAAAGUCACCGCCAUUCAGAGGACUGUGGGAGUUCUGUAAGUUCGAAGCGAAACUCCACCAGAGUAAGAUGCAGAACGCGAGCAUCCGCCUCGUGUCCGAGUCUACCAUGUCCGGAGUGCAGUGGAUACUGCAGGAGGUAGCUGGGAAUAACUUCGAAAUUUGGCAUCCAAUGCGCUUCAUGAUAGGCAAGGUGCAGCAGGAAAUCCGGAUUAUCAUAGAGAUCACACGUCCGACCUACGUGAGCCUCUCGCAGACACUGCCGCACAUUGCCAUAGACAAUAUACGCAUGAUAGAGUGCGUGCCGGAACCGCCCGUGUUCAAUGGCGAGUGUGUGGCGGGACAGCUGAAGUGUCAGAUUAUGAAUAAAUAUUCGUGCAUCAAGCUGCAGCAAGUUUGCGAUCUAGUCAAGGAUUGUGAUGACGGAAGCGAUGAAGUGCAGAAUUGUGACAAAAUGCCAUUCGGAUCGUACUGCAACUUCGAGCAAGAUACCUGCGGGUUUGAGAAUGUACCUCAGCCAAUCCUCAGAUGGUCCCGCCACAACGGGCCAACCCCCACUGAGAAGACGGGCCCCAACCACGAUCACACAUGCCACAUCGGGCCCACUCUCCCCCAUCCCACCAUGAUAGUCCCACUCCUCCCCGCCCACCUCAGCGCCCAAUGCGUCGGCUACUACUUCUACGUCAACAUGAACGUAACUGGUCCCAAUAAGGAGAAAGCUGACUUCGCGUCCACGGCUGUCAUGAGAACAGUCAUUUUUAAUCCUCCCCCGAAAGUCCACGGGAAUAUUACGUCGAGAUAUUAUAAUUGUUGUAUGAUAAGAUUCUACUACCAACAAAACGGUCGCAACUACGGCUCGUUAAGCGUUAACCUGGUGGAACUUACCAACCGCGGCAACAUCACCACUUCUCUCUGGUUCAGUACCAAGGACAAGGGAGAGUACUGGUACAGGGCGUCUAUGUUCCUGCCUAAUGUUACUAGAAGAUACUUCCUAGAAUUCAAAACCCGCAUGGGCAUGCGGAUAUACUCAGACUCGGCUAUAGACGACUUUUCUAUGGCGCCGGAGUGUUUCGGGCUGAACAUAGACCCCGCGGAGCUAGGGGACUACAAUUAUUAUGACCCCUCGUUUGAGGAGAAGACGACUCCACAUCCGGCGUUCGUUGAUAAGCCAUUCUAUCGCUUCUCAACAUGCGGAGCUACCGGUCGCUUCGGUCCGAACCAGACGAUGUGUGACGUCGCGUACAACAACACACCAGUGUCUGUGAGCGUUAUACAGAACCCGCCUUAUCAGGGCAUACAGCUGUGGGAGGUGCCUGCUGAGGGAUUGUAUACGUUAAUAGCGACAGGAGCUAGCGGAGGCCUGGGGUCAGCUUGGGCUGGAGUAUCGCACGCAGCCGCGGUGCGAGCGCUGGUCGAACUGCACAAGAGCGAGAGAGUCUACAUACUGAUUGGACAGCAAGGACUCAAUGCUUGUAAGAAGACCCUCUCAGCCCAAGAAGGUCAGCACGAAUGCUCCCGUCGCCAAGCCAACGAGACCCGCAUGGAGUUCACCAGCAAGACGCAUGAAGUCAGGAACACUAAUGUCAGUGACGGAGGAGGAGGGGGCGGUGGUGCAACUUAUGUAUUCUUGUUGGACAAAGACGGCCAAGCGUUCCCUCUGCUAGUAGCGGGAGGAGGGGGAGGGUUGUCCGUCGGCAGUUUCCGAGAUGAUGGAUCCCAGCAUGCCAGACCCCUGACUAACGCGACCCCGGAGUCUGGGUAUAUGUAUGGACAGCCUGGAAAGACUUCAGGUGCUGGCGGAGGCUGGCUAGCGCGUUCAGGUCCCAUGACUCCUGGCUUCGAGCUGGUCCGAGGGGCAGCCUUACAUGAAGGUGGGGCGGGAGGAGCCGCGUGUGAUGGUGAAGCGCACGGAGGGUUCGGCGGUGGAGGAGGUGGAUGUUUGAGGGGCGGCGGGGGAGGAGGUUGGCUUGGCGGCAACACGAACGAAGGCGGCGGUGCUCACGGCGGCGGCGGCUGGUCGUACAUCGCGCCGCGCGCCGAGCGCCACUACAGCGACGUGGGCGUCGCGCCCCGCACCGGCCCCGGGGAGCUGCUCAUAUUCCCUGCUAUACACGAUUGUGACUGCGACUACCGUUGCGUGGCUCUGAACGAGUACCGCAGCGAGGUGAAGUGCUACUGUCCCGCCACGUGGACUACUGAUGCUCAUGAUCCUACCAAGUGUAUAUUGGAGGACGCGUGGCCACGUACUCCAUGGGUGGUCAUCAUCGUGCUGUCGGUGGCUGUGUUCGUGUGUGCUCUGGCAGUCCUGUGCGUCUGUCUGUAUCUAUCAUUCCGAUCUUCAGACAACACAUACCAACGGAAGAAGGAAGCUGAACAGCAACAGAAGCGGCUCCUCGAACAGGAUGUCCAGCUCCAACGACUGAGGAGUGCUCCGGGAGGGAAUGAUAACCUCACCAUGGCUUUCAACCCUCAUUAUGGAAGUGAGAGCAUAUUGCCGCAAGGCAUCGAUGUUAGGGGACUGCCGCAGGUGUCUAGAGAGAGUUUGAAGCUCGUCAAGGCUCUAGGCCAGGGUGCGUUCGGAGAAGUCUACCAAGGUCUGUACCGUCACCGCACAGGAGACACGGUGGAAAUGCCAGUAGCUGUCAAGACGUUACCAGAACUGUCCACAGGACAAGCGGAGUCUGACUUCCUUAUGGAGGCAGCCAUCAUGGCCAAGUUUAGCCAUCCGAACAUUGUGCACCUCAUUGGCGUGUGCUUUGAUAGGCAUCCCAGGUUCAUAGUCCUGGAGCUGUUAGCUGGUGGGGACUUGAAGAACUUCCUCCGCGAGAGUAGACCGAAGCCCGAGCGGGCCAGCGCCCUCACUAUGAAGGACUUGCUGCUUUGCUCCAUCGAUGUCUGCAAGGGUUGCCGGUAUCUGGAGAGCAAGAGGUUUAUACACAGGGACAUAGCAGCACGGAAUUGCCUGCUAACAUCCCGGGGCCCGGGACGCGUGGUGAAGAUCGCGGACUUCGGGAUGGCCCGGGACAUCUACCGGUCUGACUACUACAAGAAGGGCGGGAAGGCCAUGCUGCCUAUCAAGUGGAUGCCACCAGAAGCUUAUAUUGAUGGCGUCUUUACUAUCAAAACUGAUGUUUGGUCAUUCGGUGUGCUGCUUUGGGAGGUAUUCUCUUUAGGCGUGAUGCCGUACACCGGCUGCGCCAACAGGGAGGUCAUGGAGAUGGUCUCCGGAGGAGGGAGGUUAGAGAAACCUUAUGGGUGUCCACAAGAGAUCUACAGGCUGAUGUGCGAGUGCUGGAACCCGACGCCCGGCGAGAGACCCUCCUUCGCGCACAUGUACGAGAGGAUGCAGCGGUUUGUGCAGGACCCAGCGAUAGUAAGCGCUCCGCUGCCAAUAGUGCGGUCUCUAUUACCGCCGCACACAGAGAUGCCAACCAACGCCAAUGGGCCGCAGCGACCAACGGCGUGCGACUACCUCGUGCCGAUGUCGCCGCAGGACAACCCGCCGACCAACACUAGCCCAACGGAACCGCUGGUCCCUCAUAGCAAAUCGCAAACGGUGGCGCAGGAACAACCAGAAACGGAGGAUUCACAAUAUCCACCUCUUCUGAAAGCAUCACAAGAAUAUGGCAACAUUCCAAUGGCGUCCCGGAGCGGCGCAAACGCAACAAAACGAGAUGCCUCCGCUAUCUCCGUCGCCGAGACAAGGACCACAACAAAGUUUCUGCCGUCUAACUCUACAGAUAGACUGCUAAGUUCAGUAGAAGGUCCGUCACUGGACGAGAUAACACCGGAGGACGAGAAGCCGGUCAUCUGGGAGACUUCCUUCACGGAGCAGCCUCGCAUCGUCACGCCGCGCCAGAGCAUCGAUAAUGGACCUGCCGUCGAAAAAUUAAUAAGCAUAACCCCAACCUCACCCAAACCACCAGAAAACGCUCUAACGAAAGCCAUAGAAGCAAAUGUGAUAGACAAAACUAAUCACAAGAACGCGUUGAUGCCCGAACGAAAAACUGCACCCAUUGCGUCACCCGACCCUCCCCGCAUCAACGCUUGGGCUAACAAAGAACCGCCGAAAUACAUUCCCAAACCAAAACCUCUAUGCUUAGACGCAGCCCAACUAGAGCAAAACCUGAACGCGUUGAAAAAAAAUAGCGGAUCCGUUAACUUGACAACAAUGAACAUUUUGCCGCCAUAUAUUAACGUUGUCACUCCGAACAAACUGUCGGAAUCAAAGACUAUACAAAUAGACCCUAAGAAGGCGGUGAUCGACGAUUUGCCUAAAGAGGUUGAGCCGAAAGAGGAAAAAGGGAAGUUGAAGCAGUCAAACUCAGCGGCGAGCCUGCUCAACGGGCCGAUGACGGACGUGCCGUACGCCGACAGCGACAACGCGUCAUCCUCGUCCAACAGUAACCCCAGCAACAAGUUCGACGACAGGAACAUCGUCAACAAACAGGGUAACGGCGAAUUUGUCGGCGACUCCGAAAUUAGUUGCUAGAUCGUCCAGUGAUAGUGGUUGUGUUGAACUGUGCCACCCAGACACGCAGUGAAAUGUUACAUAUUACUAGUUGUAAAUAUUUUUAAUAAUAAUAACACUUUGUGAUGGACAUAUUGAAUAAAAUAUUUAUUUUGAAA
Molecule: messenger RNA, 5907 nt
Organism: Helicoverpa zea (corn earworm)
Lineage: Eukaryota; Metazoa; Arthropoda; Insecta; Lepidoptera; Noctuidae
Gene: Alk
Product: ALK tyrosine kinase receptor
Exons: 29
Coding region: 611-5770 (1719 amino acids)
Biological process (GO): multicellular organism development; positive regulation of kinase activity; cell surface receptor protein tyrosine kinase signaling pathway
Cellular component (GO): membrane; signaling receptor complex
Molecular function (GO): transmembrane receptor protein tyrosine kinase activity; ATP binding; protein binding
Source: RefSeq, a predicted model, not a curated record